Molecule: messenger RNA, 1307 nt
Organism: Austrofundulus limnaeus
Lineage: Eukaryota; Metazoa; Chordata; Actinopteri; Cyprinodontiformes; Rivulidae
Gene: cxcr3.2
Product: chemokine (C-X-C motif) receptor 3, tandem duplicate 2
Exons: 2
Coding region: 71-1207 (378 amino acids)
Biological process (GO): calcium-mediated signaling; cell chemotaxis; immune response
Cellular component (GO): external side of plasma membrane; membrane
Molecular function (GO): C-C chemokine receptor activity; C-C chemokine binding
Source: RefSeq, a predicted model, not a curated record
GAGCUCAGUGUGGCCUCUUCACUCUUGGGUGGUUUCAAUUGUUCUGCUGGCUCCUUUGUUUUCUGCAGAUAUGAAUUCAAUCACACCAACCGAGGAUUACUGGACUGGUUAUGAUGACUAUCCAGAUUACAACAAUUCACCUGGCACAAGUAAAGUUAGUGCACCUCCAUGCAAGCAGGAUGACAUCUAUGGUUUUGCAAAGAUGUUUUCCCCAGUUGUGUACAGCCUGGUGUUCAUCCUGGCUGUUGUGGGCAAUGUGCUGGUACUGUGCGUGAUCAGACGCUACAAAAGCUCUCAGAACGGUGGAGCCUGUGCCUUCUCCCUGACAGACACCUUCCUCCUUCACCUGGCCAUUUCGGACCUCCUGCUGGCCCUCACCCUUCCCCUGUUUGCAGUGCAGUGGACUCACGAGUGGGUGUUCGGCUGGGCCGUUUGCAAAGUCUCCGGCGCCCUUUUCUCCUUGAACCGCUACAGCGGCAUCCUCUUCUUGGCCUGCAUCAGCUUCGACCGAUACCUGGCCAUCGUCCACGCUAUCAGCUCAGGCUGGAAGCGCAACACCUGCCAUGCCCAGAUUGCGUGCGCGUCCAUCUGGGUGGUGUGCCUCGGCUUGAGCGGGGUGGACUUCGCGUUCACCCAGGUCUCGAAGAUCCCGAUUGGGGGCAACCAAGAGAUGGCCAUGUGCCAGGUGUGGUUCACUGAGAAUCCCGCUCAGUGGCAGGUGGCGAUGCAGUCCGUCAGUGUGAUUCUGGGUUUUUGUCUGCCCCUGCUGAUCAUGCUCUACUGCUACAUUCAUAUCUUCAAGUCUCUGUGCAAUGCCUCUCGUCGCCAAAAGCGAAAGUCUCUCCGCCUCAUCAUCUCCCUGGUGUCUGUGUUCGUCCUCUGCUGGGCCCCGUACAACUGCUUCCAGCUGGCGGACAGUCUGCAGAAGCUGGGGCUGGUGAAAGGGGGUUGCCAGUUCGGCCGUGUGGUGGACAUGGGGAUUGUGAUCACUGAGAGCGUGGGGCUGUCGCACUGCGCCCUCAACCCUCUGCUGUACGGCUUCGUCGGGGUGAAGUUCAGGAGGGAACUGAUCCAAAUGUGUCGGGAGCUGCUGGGACAGAGAGGCCUGCUGAGAAUGAAGGACCUGAGGGAGAGGAAGCUCCGAAAAAUGACAGGAUCGUUCAGCUCUGCAGAAAGUGAAAACACCUCGUACUCUGUCAUGGUGUAACACUGGUUAGAGAUCAGACAACAAAUGUGGUUUUGUGUGUUUGAGAGUUGCACAACACAAAAAAAUUUAAUAAAACUGAAAAGAAAAAAAUGUUCUCAGA